This is a messenger RNA of Fusarium oxysporum Fo47, 507 nucleotides long. RefSeq names its product ATP/GTP-binding protein. The record is from RefSeq and is a predicted model, not a curated record. Bases 1 to 507 code for a protein of 168 amino acids. Lineage: Eukaryota; Fungi; Ascomycota; Sordariomycetes; Hypocreales; Nectriaceae. The transcript has 2 exons.
AUGACUUGCGGAAUUGCUGGCGCCGGAAAGUCAACUCUCGCCAAAGCUAUCGUGACUCAACUUCCAAACUUUAAACGGCUUUCAAACGACCAAAUCAUCUACGAGUCUCAUGGUCUUUACAAUAUUGACUACCCCGCAGAACAGUACGAAGUGUACCAACAGGAAGCAAGCCAGAAACUUAUCGCAGAACUUGAACGUAUCCUGCAAGACAAGACCAACGAUGUAGUACUAGACUUAUCGUUCUACGAUAAAGAGUAUCGCGAUGAGUACAAAGAUAUUGUGGAACGUAACGGCGGUCGCUGGGUACUGGUAUACCUCGAUGCUGGCCGAGAUCUUCUGUGGAACCGGAUUCAACGACGAAGAGCCGAGAGGGACUCAUUAGACGCGAAGGAUCCUGAAAGAAAUGGUGACUCAGCCUUUGAUAUCGAUGAUGAGACCUUUGCUAUGUAUUUGGAUGGGUUUGAGCCACCAAGUGGCGAAGGGGAAAUUGUCAUCAAGGUAGAAUGA